AUGCAAUUAAACACAUUAAGUCUUACAGCUUCUUUAUCAGACAAUCUUGCUGAAACAACUUUAGCAACAAUUUUAGCAAUAUUCCAAGCAACAACCUUAGAAAUUAGUACUACAACUCUUUCAAUAGCAAGUUUGGAAUCAGUAUCAGCAUUAGGUGGAUCACAAUCAUUUAUUUUAACAACACUUGCUGAAAAAAACGAAAAUAUUUUUAUCUUAAACAACAAAAAUAUCGCUAUCAAUUAA
Messenger RNA from Dentiscutata heterogama, 243 nucleotides. The record is from the annotation of a GenBank genome assembly. NCBI's taxonomy places the organism in Eukaryota, Fungi, Glomeromycota, Glomeromycetes, Diversisporales, Gigasporaceae.